Molecule: messenger RNA, 3979 nt
Organism: Labrus mixtus (cuckoo wrasse)
Lineage: Eukaryota; Metazoa; Chordata; Actinopteri; Labriformes; Labridae
Product: striatin-like
Exons: 17
Coding region: 7-2490 (827 amino acids)
Cellular component (GO): dendrite
Molecular function (GO): calmodulin binding; protein phosphatase 2A binding; armadillo repeat domain binding
Source: RefSeq, a predicted model, not a curated record
CACUCAAUGACAGCUAGCUGUCAGAAAGUGAGUUCAUUCCCCGGAGCCGAGCAGCCCGAGUGCAGUCGAUCCGUUUCUGCCCUUCCGUUGGUAUCUAGCACCUCGGACUUAGCGAGACGACGGACGGAGGUUUCACCGAGCCCGGCCAUGGACGAGCAGGCGGGGCCCGGCGUCUUCUUUAACAACAACAACAACUCCGUGUUACCGGGCGGCGGGAAAGGAGCGCUGCCGGACGGCGACGCUGGGGAGGCGGCCAGGGCGCAGUACAGUAUUCCGGGGAUCCUGCACUUCCUGCAGCACGAAUGGGCCCGUUUCGAAGUGGAGCGAGCACAAUGGGAGGUGGAGCGGGCCGAACUUCAGGCCCAGAUCGCCUUCCUGCAGGGGGAGAGGAAAGGCCAGGAGAACCUGAAGAAGGACCUCGUGAGGAGGAUCAAAAUGUUGGAGUACGCGCUGAAGCAAGAGAGAGCGAAGUACCACAAGUUAAAAUAUGGGACCGAGUUGAACCAAGGGGACGUGAAGCCUCCGAGCUACGACUCUGAUGAGGCCAAUGAGAACGAGUCGUCUGCAUCUCUCAACAAUCAGCUGUCCUGGAAACAAGGCCGCCAGCUGCUCAGACAGUACCUGCAGGAGGUCGGCUACACAGACACCAUCUUAGACGUGAAGUCACAGCGGGUCAGAGCGCUGCUCGGAUUAGCUGGAGACGGAGGCGGGAGGACGGGUGAACGGACCGGUACUGAACCUUUGGUCAAUGGGACGGACACAACAGCAAAGGGCAGCAGAGGGAAAGCCGAGCUCUCGGACAGCAGCGCCCUACUCGAGGCCUUCAAGUUCAUCGAGAACGCAGCCGCCGAGUUCAGCGACGAGGACGAGGAGGACGAUAGCGAGGGGAAGGACAGGAUGCACGUAGAAUCUCGGACGAUCCUGAGGAAGAAGCCGACCGCUUCAACGACGUCGCCCGCCAGCAUGGACACGAGCGAGGACCCCGACACAGAGGAGGCGCUGAAGGGCUUCGACUUCCUGUCCAGCCCGGACGAGAUGGACACCUCGCCGGAGUCUAGGGGCAACGGGGACGGGACGGACUGGGACAAGGACGAGCAAGGUCCCAUUUCUGAGGCCUGGGACGUGGACCCGGGCCUGAUUACCAAACUGAAGGAGCAGUACAAAAAGGAGCGCAAAGGGAAAAAGGGGGUGAAGAGGCCAAACCGGUCCAAGCUGCAGGACAUGCUGGCUAACCUGAGAGACGGCGAGGAUCUGUCCCACAUGCAGCCUCCGUCAACGCCACAAUCCAGGCCGAACGCCGCCCGCUUCAACGAGCACGAACCCAACAGAACGGACGAAGUCGAGGCGCUGACCUUCCCGCCCACCUCGGGGAAGUCGUUCAUCAUGGGCGCAGACGAGGCCAUGGAGAGCGAGCUGGGGCUGGGCGAGCUCGCCGGGCUCACCGUGGCCAACGAGGCCGACAGCCUGGCGUACGACAUCGGGAACAACAAGGACGCCAUGAGAAAAACAUGGAACCCCAAGUUCACCCUGCGGAGCCACUUUGACGGGAUCCGAGCUCUGACCUUUCACCCCGUGGAGCCCGUACUCGUCACCGCCUCGGAGGACCACACGCUGAAGAUGUGGAACCUGCAGAAGACCGCUCCCGCCAAAAAGAGUACAUCUUUAGACGUAGAACCGAUCUACACCUUCAGGGCUCACAGGGGGGCGGUACUGAGCGUGGUGAUGAGCACCUCAGGGGAGCAGUGUUUCAGCGGAGGUGUCGACGGGACCAUUCAGUGCUGGAACACCCCCAACCCCAACAUCGACCCGUACGACUCCUACGACGCGUCGAUGCUGCGCGGAGAGUUGUGCGGACACACCGACUCAGUCUGGGGUUUGGUGUACAGCAGCGCUCACCAGCGCCUCCUCUCCUGCUCUGCGGACGGGACCGUGAGACUGUGGGACGCCAACACCACCUCCCCCGCCCUCGCCGUGUUCAACGAGGACAAAAACCUGGGAGUCCCCUCCUCAGUGGACCUGGUGUGCAGUGACCCCGCCCACCUGGUGACCUCCUUCACAAACGGACAGAUUGGACUCUUCAACAUGGAGACCCGUCAGCUCGUCCUCAGCCUGGAGUCCAAUCUGGAGCCGGGCUCUCCGUGUCAGAUCAACAAGGUCCUCAGCCACCCGACUCUCCCGAUCACCAUCACGGCUCAGGAGGACCGACACAUCAAGUUCUUCGACAACAACAGCGGGAAGAUGAUCCACUCCAUGGUCGCCCACCUGGACGCCGUCACCAGUUUAGCCGUGGAUCCAAACGGACUCUAUCUCAUGUCGGGCAGUCACGACUGCUCCAUCCGUCUGUGGAACCUGGAGAGUAAAACCUGCAUCCAGGAGUUCACGGCUCACAGGAAGAAGUCCGAGGAGUCGAUCCACGACGUGGCGUUUCACCCGUCCAAGUGCUACAUCGCCAGCGCCGGGGCGGACGCUCUCGCCAAAGUGUUUGUAUGACGUGGAGCUCUCCAUGCAGCUCCGCCCGCUGACUCCGCCUCCAGUGAUCAGGGACCAAUAGAGACACAAGAGGGGAGGGACCCUCAGGCGCUGGUCCAGCCCCGCCCCCCCUCACAGCCCUCUGGUUUCAUGUCGGACUGUCAGACCGUGUAGCCUCAAACGGGGGCUAGACUGGGGAGGAGGAGGAGAACUGCUCGAGUCCCUCAUCGAUCAUCCAGGCAGGCCUGGGUGUGACCCCCCUACACACACACACACACACACAGAGUACCCCCGUCAUGACCCCCAGACUCAAACCUCACCUCCUCUGCAGCGAGGAGGCUCAGGACAAGUGUUAAAGAGAGCGGAGACUCUUCUGGCCCCCGUGACUUCACGCUCAUCCUGGAUCCUCUUAGACUGAGACCGGGUCUCCCACUCCCAGUCCUCCCAGUCCUCCCAGUCCUCCCAGUCCUCCCAGUCCUCCCACUCCCAGUCCUCCCAGUCCUCCCACUCCGAGUCAGGUUUCAUGUCGUGUUGUUCCAGAGAUGUCGGGUAGUGAAGGCUCUCUGGAGCUGUCGUGGAAGCCCCUCCCUCACCCCCCCUCCCACCCUUGUCGUGGAAGCCCCUCCCCCCUCGCCUCCUUCUUCUUAUUAUUAUUUUUCUUCUUCUCUGCUUCCCGUUCAGACUCCACUCGCUGGCCUGCCUUUGUUUUCCUUUUUGAAACGUUUCGUCAAAAUGUGCCUUUGCUUUAAAAAGGUCUCGGAAAUUUUUUUAUUUUAACAAGCUUUGUUUUUUUUUUGUUGGGGGGGGGGGGCGAGGGGAUGGCGAGGGAGAAACGGAGCCAAUGAUCACAAUGUUGUUAAUUUUUAAACAUGGGAUGUAAAAUUACAAAUGCUUAUAAUAAACAAAAUCUAUAUUCAGUCUUAAGAUUUACUGUGCAGCGUGAGUUGGAGUGCUCCUCUUCGAUAGGUGUGGCUGGGGAAGCGAUUUCUGUGCAUUUCACGGCGGCGAAGCCGUGAGACGGAGACGGACCGCUGAAUAUUUAAUGUCUGUUCAUUAGAGGUAAUUGUACGAUUCAAAGUAAACCAUCUUGGUUAUUUAACUACAAUCACAUUUGGUUCUCGAUGUGUUAGGAACAGAUUUUGGCCGCUUUGCUCCCGUUUGACUUAAACGACUUGUACUGUACGUAGAUCCCCCGACCGACCGUGUGGACACGCUCGACUACGACGUGCCGCUAUUUACAGUAGUCCAAGUGGUUAGCCGGACGUUAGUGCAGGACUGUUUGAAACCAUGUUGGGUCCACCGUCCGACGCUGACGGAGGAGCGAUGUCCGAAAGAUUCCGGCGCUUUGCUGUAAACUGUGAGGAGGAAAAAAACAAUCCUGGGAUUUAAAAAAAAAAAAGAAUCAAUCGAGAUGUUGUACGAGACGAGUGCAGCUUCAAUGAGCCAUUUUCUCAGUCACUGGUUUGUAUAUGAAAGUAUGUUCAAAUAAAAACCUGCUGUAAAACCACAA